AUGUCUAGUCAAGCAAAUGUCGAGAGCAAUAGUAAAAUUAAGAGGGUAGUUAAAAAAAAGAAAGAAAAACUUAGGCUCCUGGAGUUCGACAUUGUUACUUCCAAGGCUAAAAGAACUGGCUCCGCAAGAUCAAAAACUAACGGCCACAUUCGUUUAAGUGACGGGAAUUAUCUUUGCAAGAGAAAUUUCUUUUUUUAUUUGAUAAAGGAGGGAAAUCACGUGAUUUGGAAGGCUAAGAACCACCAUGAAUACAUCAAAAGAUUAUUUGUAUCUUGUUCAGGAAAAGAUUACAUUGUAAUUCAGCUUUUUAAUGGUAAUUUUGUCGUAUUCAGGAAGUUAAUUGAUGAGAAAGUAUGGAGUGAGAUUACCUACAAACUUCCAGAUCUUACCAAGCUAAAAUUGUUAGAUGAGUCAGGAAACGAAGUAAAGGAGCAGGAAUUUAGCUAUGGUCUAAUCUCAACAGAUUUCAUAAUUACAUUUAAUUUCAAAUGUUCUGAGAUCAAGUAUGAUACUCAUACAGUAUGGAAGUUAGAAGAUUCUGAAGAAUUCCCAGAAGCUUUAACAAUCAGUCUAAAAUACCAGUCAAUUUUACUUUUGUUCAAAAAUGACAAGAAAACUGAAAUUGACAUCUUAAGUCUAGUUGAAAAAACCUAA
Theileria annulata is the source of this 654-nucleotide messenger RNA. RefSeq names its product SfiI-subtelomeric fragment related protein family member, putative. The transcript has a single exon. Lineage: Eukaryota; Apicomplexa; Aconoidasida; Piroplasmida; Theileriidae. The record is from RefSeq and is a predicted model, not a curated record. Bases 1 to 654 code for a protein of 217 amino acids.